AAAUCGUGUACUUUUGCGCGGUACUUGUUACUUGUGCUGCACAGCAGUGGAAAUACAAAACAAUUGCACAAACAAUUGGAUCAUUUAAAAGGUUGAUCCUUAAAUAAUAAAUACUUAAAGUGGAACUAAUUCAACGCCAUUCAAAUUUAAAGUCAACAAAAUGAUGUCCUUUAAAUCCUUCUUAUUGCUUAGCUUAUCAAUUGCUGCCAUUACCGCAUAUGUAUUCGCCCAGGUUGCACCGGGAUCAAAUGCGUAUCUGCCGCCCACCAAGAACGGAUACGAUUAUCCAGAGCCCAAUAAACCAUUUCAACCAAGCCAACCUGGAAGACCCGGACCCGGACCCGGCCCACGACCACCAGGUCCACAACGUAACAUUCCCGGACAACCUGCUGAUGAUCAUGUCCAUGUGCCUGGUAUGCCAUUCGACUUUGAGUACGCAGUUCAGGAUCCAGAGACAGCUAAUGACUAUGCCCACAAAGCAUCCAGCGAUGGUGAUGUUGUAACCGGCGAAUAUCGUGUGCAAUUGCCCGAUGGACGCACACAAGUGGUACGCUACAUGGCCGAUUGGAAGACCGGCUACCAUGCAGACGUCAGCUAUGAAGGAGAAGCUCAGUUCCCACAGGGACCAACUGGGGGACGUGGAGGUGGCGGCGGCGGAGCCGCUGGCUACAAAUACUAAACAUGCAUAUUUCUAAAAUCGCAUUGCGAUUUGUGUCAUGUGUGAUGCCACUUUUGUUGUGAAUUACAUUUGAAAUGUUAAAAUUGAAUUGUAUAUCAUUAAAACCCACUGAUAA
Messenger RNA from Drosophila nasuta, 794 nucleotides. RefSeq names its product Cuticular protein 50Cb (gene Cpr50Cb). Gene Ontology annotation, cellular component: extracellular matrix. Bases 161 to 679 code for a protein of 172 amino acids. NCBI's taxonomy places the organism in Eukaryota, Metazoa, Arthropoda, Insecta, Diptera, Drosophilidae. The transcript has 5 exons. The record is from RefSeq and is a predicted model, not a curated record.